UUAGCGAUAAACUACAAUAUGGAAAAAAAUCAAGAGCGUUUUCAAUAUCAUGUCUUUUUCCUAAUUUGCUUCGUUUUAAUUGUUGUUAUUCAUUUUAAUUAGUCUAGAUCUUCAAGUGUUAUUAGGGUGUGUGUGUGUAUGUGAUAUUUCACGUUACAUUUUGCCACAUGUCAUAAAAGGCACUGUUCCGUAUUCAGUUUGGUGGCCCAUUAUGUAAUGGCUCAUCACGUGGCUGUUUUAGCCGUACGUUCAAUCAAUAAAAAAGUAAUUUACGUCAUGAUAUAUCCAUAAAAUGUUAUCUUUUACUAUGUAUAUUACCUACAGAUAUAUCUAAAAUCAUUUUAUUUUUGCUUCAAUAUAUCAUGUGAUAGACUUUUGUACUAUAUCACGCGUUAACAUUCUUUUUUGUUGCUACAACUUUUAUUUGCGGCGACAUUAGGUGUCAUAAUGUUACGUGAUGUAUUAUCGAAAUUUCAAGUAAGACGUAUAUGCACAUGUAAAUACACAUGCACACGAACUAUUAAUGUACGAUGUUAUCUGAGCUUGCACGGAGCGAGUUUCAUUUUCUUUCAUAUUCUGUUAUAUUCAUCAAAUACCUAAAACCAUUUUCAGAGAUCUCAACACCACAGAAACUGAAAGAUCGUCAGCAUGUUUCAUUGGUAGCAAGAGAUACAAAUUUAGAUUUAGCCAUCUCGCAGCUAUCACCGGUAAUAGCAGGGUCUCAACUAAUGCAAUCCCAAAAACUACGGAGAUCAGAAUACCAGACAACGCGACGUUCUGAUUUACAAAUUUCGGUAGAUUCAGAAAUUCGUAGACCGCGAGUUCAGGAUUCACUACCUCUGCCAGAUCUUCAAUUGAGCUGUUUUGAAGAAUCACGCACCAGUAAAUUACCCGAUUGUCAAACGAUGCCGCAUUCAAAAACUCCGCUAUCUUCAGAAAAACGUCCAUCAAAACAUUUUCAAUCAAAGGAUUCUCUAGAAAAUUCGCGUUUUUCAGCAAAACCUCAAAAAGCUUUGUCUCGGAGCAAUCGGUCGCAUUCGCAAGCAAGUUCUCCAGGAGAUUCGCGUUCGAGAAGUAGAACACCGUUAUCAGAGAAGUCUCGAGGACGUUCGCGUUCCAGUAAUUCUUCGCCUUCUUCACUAAGGUCUGGAAGGAAAUCACGUUCGAAGACUACUUUGGAUUUACCACUGGGAUCUCCAGGGGUUUCGAUAAACCAGUCGUUUUGUAGAAAUCGGUCGCGUUCGAGAACUCCUUUCAAUUCGCCACGAGAAUAUCCAGAAGUUUCGCGUUCGAAAAGUCAGUUGCUCUUGAGAAAGCGGUUGCCUUCGAGAACUCCUUUGAAUUCACCCCUAUCAUCUGCAGGAGGUUCAAUUCCACAAAACCUGUCGCACUCGAUAAAUCCGUCGCGUUCACCAGUAGCGUCUUCAGGAGGUUUGGGGCACGAUAAAACUAUUCAAAAACAAUGCGCUAAAAAUUGUCGAACGAAAAAGCCAGGUCCACGUUCUAUAACGCAACCAAACCCGGUCAUUUCACUUUCAGAGAGACAGCCAGGUCAACUUACAGAAUCGCAACAAGUACCGUCUACUCAAAAACCAUCAAGACGGCCAGGUCCACGUUCUCAGACCCAACAAGUGUCGUCAACUGGCACAUCAUCGAGACAGCGAGAUGAACGUUCUAGUUUUCAAGAAGAUGCCAAUCAAAGUUCUGAAGUACCUGCAGCUAGUGGAGGAAGGUACAGGAGGAGAAAAAAUCUAACACUCCGAUUUACUGCUAACUCAACUCUGACGACUUUAUUUAUAAUAAUAAUACUGUUGGAUUUGAGCGUGUGCUCAGUCUGGCGGCCAGUCCCAGAAUGGCGACCGGGUACGCGCUCCCCGCUCGCCACGGCGUGGCGUCGGCCGGACGAUAUUUUGAGGCUGACUCCGGCGGUACUCCGCUAGUCGAAGUCGGUCUCGGCUGCAGCGUCUGCUUACGCUGGCGACGACGCUGUCCAGCGCGUGGCGCCACAUAUUUGGGUGAAAAAUCGACUGUAGGGCAAAAAUCAUGGCGAAUUAUAAAAUACAAACGUAGAAGUGGAUUUUUGAGAGAUUUGGCGACGGUUUUCAUGGACGAAGAAAAUCUUAGCUUUGAGAGGUUUAGAUUUAUGGAAAUUGAAGAACUAAACAUUUGGAACACAACCCAUCCAAUUAUAUUCUCCAAGAAAAUUAAAUCUGUAUCUAAGUUUGUACAGCGAUUACUUGGAUAAAUCUAAUAGAUACAAAGAGUUACCGCAAGAAACAAAGGAUAUUUUUAUAAACAAUUCCACCGAAAGUUUGAGCUUUCAUUCUAGAGAUGAGAGAAAAAAUCAAACUCCACCAGAUGCAUAACUUGAUAUUAUGUUGUACUUAAUGUAAAACUGAUCUAUAAAUCAAAAAAUUCAGUUAAAAUUACUUGUGAUAUAAAACUUAAAUAAAAUACAUAUUUUUCUACUUGC
Nasonia vitripennis (jewel wasp) is the source of this 2473-nucleotide messenger RNA. RefSeq names its product peptidyl-prolyl cis-trans isomerase CYP95-like. The transcript has 3 exons. NCBI's taxonomy places the organism in Eukaryota, Metazoa, Arthropoda, Insecta, Hymenoptera, Pteromalidae. The record is from RefSeq and is a predicted model, not a curated record. The coding region runs from base 1853 to 2245 and encodes 130 amino acids.